Messenger RNA from Manihot esculenta (cassava), 2914 nucleotides. Its product is annotated as serine/threonine-protein kinase Nek2. Gene Ontology annotation, biological process: protein phosphorylation. The coding region runs from base 880 to 2721 and encodes 613 amino acids. NCBI's taxonomy places the organism in Eukaryota, Viridiplantae, Streptophyta, Magnoliopsida, Malpighiales, Euphorbiaceae. Gene Ontology annotation, molecular function: ATP binding; protein kinase activity. The record is from RefSeq and is a predicted model, not a curated record. The transcript has 15 exons.
UCACUUUACCUUAUUGUUUUUCUUUUUAAUGUUUAUUUGUUUUAUUGGGUUUCCAUUCAGUUUCUUCAAUAGUUCUCUUGUUUGCUUAUGAAUACUUAAUGCUGUUGAUAGGAUUUCUUGUUCGAAUUUCAAGUCUAAAGCUCAUUUUUACAAAUUGUUUACUCUUUCUUUCAUCAAAGAUUUAGUUUUUUGAUAGCGUGGGCUUCUCGGUUAACUGUGAUGGAUUCUUGGAUACCACUUGUAGUGUGUGCAAUUUCUGCUUCUUAAGUGAAAGCCUGCAAUGGAUUUGUCAUUUUAUAGCUUUUGACCGCAGCUUAUCUCGUAUGUUUGCAAGGAAAAAUGUUUUGGUGUAUUUGGAGUUCAUUCUUGUGACUUGCACUUUUGGGUUUUGAACUGGACAAUUAACAAUUUUUCACUAAUUAACUAAUUCCUCGGAUUAUGAAGCUACGUUUCUCUUACAAUUUAGGAGGUUCUGCAUCCGUGGUGUGAGCUCUACGUGCCUUCUUUUUUUUCUGUGUUUACCCUCUGAAUUCUGAUGUGCACGAUUUGAAUGAUUGUUAAUAGUGGAUACCUUUUGUUAAAAGGCCAGUCAAUAUGCUGUAUUUAACUUUUAAAUAUGCUAUCGUAAAUUGCCUUUCCAUACUUCAUAGGAUGCUUUAUUCUUUUAUCUUGCUUGUGUUUUUUUUUUUUUUUUUUCAAUAGUUUGUUAAUUAUUGGUGCUUGGUAGGGCUAGAAGUUUAAAAUUUGAAGAUCCAAAGGAAGAGGAAGUGGUUCAGAGAACUAACACUGGAACAAUAUGAAAUUCUAGUGCAGAUAGGCAAAGGGCUAGAAGUUUAAAGUUCUUUUGAAGGAAGGGGAAGGGGGUUCAUAGAACUCACAAUGGAGCAGUAUGAAAUUCUAGAGCAGAUAGGCAAAGGUUCCUUUGGUUCAGCUCUUCUUGUGAGGCAUAGACAUGAAAAAAAGAAAUAUGUCAUGAAAAAAAUCCGUUUGGCUCGUCAGACUGAGAGAGCUCGCAGGUCUGCCCACCAGGAGAUGGAACUUGUUUCAAAAGUAAGAAAUCCAUUCAUUGUGGAGUACAAGGAUUCAUGGGUAGAAAAGGGAUGCUAUGUGUGCAUUAUCAUAGGGUACUGUGAAGGUGGAGACAUGGCAGAAGCUAUAAAAAAGGCUAAUGGUGUUCAUUUUCUUGAGGAGAAACUUUGCAAGUGGCUUGUUCAACUACUAAUGGCACUAGAUUACUUGCAUGCCAACCAUAUACUUCAUCGUGAUGUCAAAUGUUCAAAUAUAUUUUUGACAAGAGAUCAAGACAUACGCCUAGGUGAUUUUGGUCUUGCUAAGAUGUUGACUUCUGAUGACUUUGCUUCUUCAGUUGUGGGAACUCCCAGUUACAUGUGCCCUGAGCUUCUUGCUGAUAUACCUUAUGGUUCCAAGUCAGAUAUUUGGUCUUUGGGAUGCUGCAUAUUUGAAAUGGCUGCUCACAAACCAGCAUUUAAAGCUUUUGAUAUGCAAGCACUGAUUAACAAAAUAAACAAGUCUAUAGUGGCUCCUCUUCCUACCAUGUACUCUGGAGCAUUCCGAGGGCUUAUCAAAAGCAUGCUGCGGAAGAAUCCAGAAUUUAGACCAAGUGCUGCGGAGUUGCUCAGUCAUCCACAUCUUCAACCUCAUGUUCUCAAGAUUCAUCUAAAGUUGAAUAGUCCCAGGCGGAAUAGUUUCCCUGUCCAUUGGUCAGAAUCUAAUUUUAUAAAGAAAACUAGAUUCACAGAGCCAGAAGCUGUCUCCAUUUUUCCCAACAGAGAGAAAAGACGAUCGUUCAGCAAUGACCGGACCUUGAAUCCUAGUAUCUCUGAAACUGAAGACUCCCCAGAUUCUUCACAAACAGCAGAACAAUUCCCAAGUUACUUAACUCAGCAGUUCAAAGAAAUAUCUUUUAGUGUUGUCCAUGAAGAGAUUGAAAUAAAUAAAGAAGUUGCCACAAAAUUUUCAAUGGCUGCCAAAACCCCAAGAAUGACACCAUCUAAAGUUUCUGCGACUCCAAAGAGACAGACAAUUCCAUCAAAGAUGCCCCAAACUGGCUCAAAGCGUGAUUCGCUUCCAGUUUCAUGUACUCCAGCAAGCAAAUUUUCUCAUCUUACACGCAGAGCAUCUCUGCCAUUCCCCACAAGAGCUUCCAACUUGGCUACCCCUUAUAGGGCUAACACUGGCCUUCUUCCUAUUGUGGAUUCACCUGAUGUUUCUGUCAAUGCUCCGAGAAUUGACAAGAUUGCCGAAUUCCCAUUGGCUUCUUCUGACGAUCCUUUCAUUCCCAUCCAUGGAACAUCAUCGACUUCAGCACAGUGUUCUUCUUCAUCUCCAGAUAGUGCUGACUGCUCGAUCACAAAAGACAAGUGUACUGUCCAGGUUUUGGACAGAGCUGUUACCAAGAUUCAUUUAACUGAUACCAGUCAUGAAGUUGAACAAACUGGAAUUGAAUGGUUGGAGCAUAAUCCAACAACUGCUGUUUCAAGCCGAUCCUCUUCAGAGUCCCGACAGCGCAGGUUUGACACCUCGUCAUACCAACAGCGUGCAGAAGCAUUAGAAGGAUUGCUUGAGUUUAGUGCACGGCUGUUGCAACAGAAACGGUUUGAAGAGCUUGGAGUGCUGUUGAAGCCAUUUGGCCCAGAGAAGGUUUCUCCUAGAGAAACUGCCAUUUGGUUGGCAAAGAGCUUCAAAGAGACUGCAGUCUAGAGUACCUAAUACAGCAUGGUUGUUGCCGCUUGUACAUUGACAUGUAAUCUCAUUUUCUAGGAGAAAAUUAGGGCAUAGUCUUCACGUUUGGAAGGCAUUUAGAGAUGGUGCUAAGGAGUAGGAAUGAUCUCCAUUCUCAGAGGCUGUGUUUGAACUUAAAAGUCAAAUGGAAAGGAAAUUUCUAGUAACCAUU